ACCACUUUUUUUUCCUGUAAUUAUUCUGAGAAUCUUGGGCAAAAGAAUAGUUUUUUUGGUCAAUUGGGGUACUCAGAUAACUUAUACCCAAUGCAUUAAAGCUAGAAUUCAUACUAGAAUACCUUCAGAUUUGGGAUUCUUAUUUUUGUUGUUUAGAGAAAACCCUUUGUCUUCUGUGUUGGGUUAUGGAGGAUAAGAGUGAUGUGAAGCUUCUAUCAUCCUGGGCAAGUCCAUUUUGCAUGAGAGUUAUUCUUGCAUUGGAAUACAAAGGAAUUAAGUAUGAAAUCAUGGAGGGAGAUAAGCUGAACCAGAAUGAAUUUCUGCAGCAGUGUAAUCCUGCAGUGAAUAAGGCGCCUGUGCUUAUUCACAAUGGAAAAGCCAUCCCUGAAUCCUUAAUAAUUCUAGAAUACAUAGAUGAGACAUGGCCCUCUCACAAUGGAUUGGAUCUUCUCCCCAAGGAUCCUUAUGCUCGUGCUCUCGCUCGAUUCUGGGGCGAUUUCAUUGACAAAAAGAUUCUUUCGAUUGUGGGUGGAAUUGUGAAAACAAAAGGGAAGGAUCAAGAGAAAGCAAAGGUUGAGCUGGUGGAAGAAUUCAUAAGGCUUGACAACACACUGGCAACAAUAUCAUUAGGGCAAGCCUUCUUCUCAGGGGAUCAUAUGGGCUUCAUAGACAUAGUUGUUGCGCCAUAUAUGCCAUGGCUGAGAGCUGUGGAGCAAAUGGUGAACUUGAAGCUCCCUGACUCUUCCAAAUGCCCUCACAUGAACCACUGGAUGGACAAGAUGUAUGAUCACCCCUGUGUCCGAAAAGCCCUCGAGCAGCCUGACAAACUAUUAGACUAUGCAAAGUCUCUCAGGAAAAGAAAUUUUGGUUCUGUCUAAAAACCUAAAUAUAACAUACACAUUCUCAUAGAAUGAACUGGAGCAUUAUACUAACACAAAUUUCAGGUAAGGCAAUUAUUCUCUCUUGUCUUUCUUAUCGCCUUCAAAGCGAGGCUGUACAUACAUGAAGAUAUUUAUGAGUAAAGCUUAAAAAUGGGUUUUGUUAGUCUUCUACAUGUAAGAUAGUCAUCAUGUAUACAACGAGGUUGCUACUUGAUUCAAACUAGCAUUUUGUAGUAUGGUCUGUUCUUAAAGCAAGAGUAAGGCUGAGAUGUAAUGAGAAAUGUAAAUCGUGAAAAAUAUGGAGUCUUAUAUUUGUGUUUUUGA
This is a messenger RNA of Cryptomeria japonica (Japanese cedar), 1205 nucleotides long. RefSeq names its product glutathione S-transferase U17. Gene Ontology annotation, cellular component: cytoplasm. The coding region runs from base 186 to 878 and encodes 230 amino acids. The record is from RefSeq and is a predicted model, not a curated record. NCBI's taxonomy places the organism in Eukaryota, Viridiplantae, Streptophyta, Pinopsida, Cupressales, Cupressaceae. Gene Ontology annotation, biological process: glutathione metabolic process. Gene Ontology annotation, molecular function: glutathione transferase activity. The transcript has 2 exons.